CAGACCGUCAUCAUGACUAACCAAGCUUAGGCCCUAAUCAACACUUCUUCCACGCCCCAGAGGUCGAAGGGAGGAGAAAGAAGCUGCCAUGGGGAGAGCUCCGUGCUGUGACAAAGCUAGCGUGAAGAAGGGUCCAUGGUCGCCGGAGGAGGACGCCAAGCUCAAGUCCUACAUCGAGCAGAAUGGCACCGGCGGCAACUGGAUAGCGCUGCCGCAGAAGAUAGGGCUGAAGAGGUGCGGCAAGAGCUGCCGCCUCCGGUGGCUGAACUACCUCCGGCCAAACAUCAAGCACGGAGGAUUCUCGGAGGAGGAGGACAAGAUAAUCCUUAGCCUCUACAUCAGCAUAGGCAGCAGGUGGUCGAUAAUAGCGGCGCAGCUGCCGGGAAGGACGGAUAAUGACAUAAAGAACUACUGGAACACGAGGCUCAAGAAGAAGCUCUUCGGCAAGCAGUCCCGCAAGGAUCAGAGGCAGCAGCAGCAAUUCAUGCGCCAGGCGACGGCAAGCGAUGGGAUGAAGCAAGAAGCGGCGACCGGGGAUGCGAACGGAAGCAGCGGCGUGCCGGCAGUUGCUUACAACUGGCACCAACAAGCCAUUACAGGGGCGGUGCCACCAGUGCCAGGUAUUAUGAUGGAAGGCCAUCGCAUAGGAGAUGAGGUAGAUGAGUCAAUCCGGAAGCUUCUUUACAAACUAGGUGGAGCAGGCCCUUUUGCAACUCUGCCAGUUCCUCAGUGCGUUCCUCCAAUGUACGAGGGAAGUCCAAGCCUCAUGCCGCCAUCAUGCACGGUAGACACCACUUCCCUCAGCGAAGGCGGUGUGCAAGGUUCCAGCACACUGCCGGCGCUGGAACUGGACCAGAACUUCCACUUUAAUCAGGUUAAGCUGGAUGGUCUGGAUUGCUUCUUUGGUAUGAGUACGGAUCAGAGCAUGAGGUGGAAUGAGGUGAUCCCAUUGGUUUGCCCUAAUAAUACUGUGGCUUCCAGCUCCCAAGGGAUGCAGCAGUAUUGUCUUGUUGACGAACCGGCGAACCUUGGUAUGAAGUAGCCAUUGGUUUAUGUUUUAAUGUACAUGCAUAAUUGUGGUGUAAAUUUGUACUAGCAUUCAUUGGGAAUGGUGAAAGAUGAGAGUUUCUUUGAAUUAACAGCAAUAGGGUCUCUCACCACUCCUAAAUGAGAGAGAUGCCUGAUUUUCAGGUGUUUUUCUAUGAGUUUCUUGAAAUGGAAAUUUCCUCUACUCGGCUUACUGCCUUACAGAAAUAUU
This is a messenger RNA of Setaria italica (foxtail millet), 1258 nucleotides long. RefSeq names its product transcription factor MYB4. Bases 89 to 1042 code for a protein of 317 amino acids. The record is from RefSeq and is a predicted model, not a curated record. The transcript is spliced from 3 exons. NCBI's taxonomy places the organism in Eukaryota, Viridiplantae, Streptophyta, Magnoliopsida, Poales, Poaceae.